AUGUCAUGUAACUCAUUAACUCAUGACUUUGAAGGGCAGACAAGGAGGCGCAUUAAGCAUACUUUCUCUCCAACUCUUCACAAAAUCUGCUGUCUUACUGAAUAACUCAUAUUGUACUGAGGUGACAAUUUGAAGUUGGAGUGCUAUUCUUGUACCAGUGGAUCUGGGUCUCUGGGAGAGGUCAUCAUGGCGGUGCCUCAUUUGUCUCUACUCACCUUUGCUCUGCUGUUCAUUCAACUAUCCAGUUCAUCUGGGGGCAAAAUCCUUGUGUUCCCACUGGAUGGAAGCCACUGGGUAAACAUGAAAAUACUUGUAGAGGAACUGCAUGCCAAAGGACACAAGGUCACUGUGGUUCGAGCACCAGACAGCUGGUAUAUCAGUGAGAAGUCUCCUUUCUACACCUCUGUCACCCUUUCCAGCCCAGUUGGCUUUGAGGAAAACUUUGAAACCUUCUUGUCUCCACAGCUGGAGAUCCGGGUUCAGGAUAAGCCCUCAUCUUUUUGGUCUCACGCCUGGAGUCGUUUUCAGAUACAGCGGGUGCUUGUGAACCAGUUCUAUCAGUUCCAUAAGAGAAUGAGUGAAAUGGUUGUUCAGAUGUUUGAAGAUGAAAACCUGAUGCGCUCCCUACAUGAUGCCAAAUAUGAUGUGGUUUUGACCGACCCUGGCAUCGGCGGAGGGGCCAUACUGGCCCAUCGGCUCCAAGUUCCUCUUGUUUUCAAUGUCAGAUGGACCAUUCAAGGUGAAGCUCAUCUUCUUAUUGCUCCUUCACCUCUGGCAUACAUUCCUUUCACUGCAACAGAGUUGACAGAUAGGAUGACUUUCACUCAAAGAAUCAAGAAUGUUAUAAGUUAUACCAUUGGGAUGUACACACUGUCAUACAUGACAGAGCCUCACUACAAACCUGUGGUUAGAAGGUACUUUGGUCCUGAUGUGGAUUAUUUAACGUUUUUCGUGGAUGCUGAUAUAUGGCUUAUGAGAAAUGAUUUUGUCUUUGAAUUUCCACGUCCUACAAUGCCAAAUAUAGUCUACAUGGGUGGAUUUCAGUGCAAGCCCCCAAAGCCGCUGCCUGAGGACUUGGAGGAGUUCGUCCAGAGUUCUGGAGAUCAUGGGGUUAUUGUGAUGACCUUAGGAACUCUAGUUGGGAAGCUUCCUCAAGAUAUUGCGGAGGAGAUUGCAGCAGCCUUUGCUCAGCUACCUCAGAAGGUUAUAUGGAGGUACAUGGGACAUAGGCCAGCCAGCUUGGGCAACAACACAUUAAUGGUCAGCUGGUUGCCACAGAACGACCUCUUGGGACAUCCCAAAACUAGAGUAUUUGUGACCCAUGGAGGCACCAAUGGGAUUCAGGAGGCAAUUUACCAUGGGGUUCCUGUAGUUGGACUUCCCCUAUUCUUUGAUCAGCCUGAUAACCUCUCCAGAAUCAGAGCCAAGGGAGGAGCAGUGAUUGUAGAUAUUGCCAUGCUUGACAGGCACAUCUUUGCAGAUGCACUGAUGACAGUUCUUUACAAUUCCUCUUACAAGGAAAACAUGCAGAUGCUCUCGAGGCUGCACAGAGAUCAGCCUAUGAAACCACUGGACCAGGCAGUGUUUUGGAUAGAAUAUGUUAUAAGGCAUAAAGGAGCCCGUCAUCUGCAGACACAUGCCAACAAGAUGUCCUGGUUUGUUUACAACUCCAUUGAUGUUAUUGCUGCUCUUGUGACCGUUGUUUUGCUUAUAACAUUCACCUGCAUUUCAAUUGUAAGAUUACUGUGGAGAAUGAUUUUUGUUGGGAAAAGGGUUAAACAGGAGUAACAUGAAAUACAAGAGGCUGGUUUUCUGUGUGAAAUUCAGACAUUACCAGACAUUAACAAAACAUGUUGUUUUUUUUCCAUCCCUUUUUGAUUUCAUUAUUUUUUGGGGACUUCCUAAAUGGGAUGACCCAUCAGUAGUUUUUUUUUUUUCAGUGUGAAAGAUAUUCACAUUGCUACAUCUGUCUUUGAAGAGACCUAAAUGUCACUGUCUGCUAGCUUUGCACAGUUUUAGUAUAUUCAUUGUAAAGAUCAGAAUACUUAAAAAAAAGUAAUACUUUAAUGUUUUACUGUUUUAGAAAAAAACAAGUGAAAUUAAACUGGUUAUAAGCAGGAUUAAAAAACUGAAUAUUUCAGAAGGUUGUUAUUAUUUUUCUCUUGCUCUAGACAUGGCAAUGUUGGCAUGUCAUCAUACUGUGUGAAGUUACCUGCAUGUUACAGGUGAAUAUUAUAAAAAAUCACAGAUGUAUCAUAGACAGGCAGGUUGAUAGGAUAAAACUUUCUUUUAAUCUUAAAAUGAACUACAAGAAUGAUGCUUAUAAUAAUAAUGCUUGCUGUAUAUUCAAAAAAGGUGCAGUACAUGGCUGAUAAAACAAUACAGUGCAAGAAAAUGUCAUGAGACUGGUUGAGGAAGCCUUGACAGCUUUUGAUUGAACAAGACUAUAUCAGACAAUAUCAAAUAACUAUAACCAUAACACUACUUCUUGCUUGUUUUGUUGUAAAAAGCAGCUUAAAUACUAUAUGUAAUAUAUACAAAAUAUACAUGAUUUUGAUGUAUAGCAGUAAAAAUAAUUUCAAUCUCAUUCUUAACCAUCAGCUGUGCAUUAUAUAUGACGAUAUAUAUUAAUGAGUACAAUUUACUUGAUUAUAAACAUACAGGAUGUCUUGCAUAUUGAUUUAUACCAUAAAUGAUUAUAAAACUAAACUUUUAACAAAAAAUAAUUCCAGAAGAUUCUUGCCUUGGCCAGGCUGUACACAAGACUUCACUGCAUUAACUUACAUACGCUUCAAAUUACACAGGAAAACAUUUGAUGCAGAUCAAACAGCACAUAGAAGUACAGUGCUAGAUUUCCCCACCUAGACCUUUCAGCAUACAAUAUCAGACAGCAGUAUAACAUGGUUUAUAAGCAUAUUACUUUCUUUUAUAUUUCUUCUGGGCCUUUAUGAAUUAACGAAGUGGGAUGGAUGCAGCAUCAGCAGCGUCUUCUUCGUUUUCACAGCUCUGGUUAUUUUGCCCACAGUAUCUUGUAUAUAAAAUAUGUGCAAUGAGUAGCAGGACUAAAAAUGUGACCACAGCAUUUCCGAACCCCUAAAAAAUGGACAGUCAAAACAGAAAUGAGUAAGACACAGAAUCUAAAUGCUCAUCAGCACUGUCAUGUGGACAUCUGUAUUUUAUGGGAAGCUGGUGCUCUCAUCUACAAAUUCAAUUUCUGACACUUGCCAAAACAAAAGCCAUCAUUUUGUUCUUACCUGAGACAAGAUAUAAAACCUGUGUGAGCGAUUCAGAAGUUCUUCUGAAGAAUAAAUUGUUGUGUUGGUUGGUUCACACCACUUCAGAUAAGUUUUGUCAGCAGUUACAAAUGUGCCUGGCCAGUCUGUCUUUGCGCAGACCAUGUACUGGCCAUUGAGCAACAUAAGGGCCAACCACACUACAGGAGGCAGAAGGGCAACCAACAUGCUUUUACCCACACUGUAUCCAUGAAUCAAGAGCAUCAGGAGAGAAGCAGUAACAGCAGGAAUCAAGAAGAAUGGAGCCACAAACACAGCAUUCCAUUUAGGAUUACAAGGACAAGCAAAUUCCACCUCCACAAUCUUCUCCACAGCAGCCAGAAAGAAGCCAAAAACCACAUUUGACACAACAGGGCGCUGUCCAAACUCAUUCUUGAGUCUUGCAAGCAGCUCUUCCUCUGCUCCCAUAACGAUGAUAUGUAAUCUAUACAAAACAAAUAAUGCAGAUAGAAAUAUAGAGAAAAGGUGCACAUUUAGGAAUGAUUCAGGAAUGUCAAAUAAAACCGUUUUUUUUUUUUUUU
Messenger RNA from Lates calcarifer (barramundi perch), 3814 nucleotides. Its product is annotated as UDP-glucuronosyltransferase 2C1. The record is from RefSeq and is a predicted model, not a curated record. Gene Ontology annotation, molecular function: UDP-glycosyltransferase activity. The transcript has 2 exons. Bases 187 to 1788 code for a protein of 533 amino acids. Lineage: Eukaryota; Metazoa; Chordata; Actinopteri; Centropomidae.